This is a messenger RNA of Cokeromyces recurvatus, 1400 nucleotides long. RefSeq lists its product as uncharacterized. The record is from RefSeq and is a predicted model, not a curated record. Lineage: Eukaryota; Fungi; Mucoromycota; Mucoromycetes; Mucorales; Mucoraceae. The transcript has 5 exons. Gene Ontology annotation, biological process: protein ubiquitination. Gene Ontology annotation, molecular function: ubiquitin protein ligase activity. Bases 83 to 1117 code for a protein of 344 amino acids.
AAAAAAAGAAAUAAAAAAAAAAAAUAGUCAUACCUUCUUCACUUUAAAACAUAUUUUUUUAUUAUUAUUAUUGCUCUUCAUUAUGACUAUUAGCUGCAUCAUUUGCUACGGAUCUUUGAUCAACGACGAAAGUUGUAUAGCUGCUACACUUUGUGGACAUGUUUUUCAUAAAAAUUGCCUUUCUGAAUGGAUGAAUUGUUCAUUUACUUGCCCUAUCUGUAAAAAGACAGUUACACCUGAUAGAAUUAUAGCACCCAUUUUCUUUUCAAGUGUUGAUUCUAAUGGAGAAGAGACCUCUAACACAUCUGUAAGAGCUCAACAAAUGGUUGCUGAAAACGCAACGCUUAAAAAGCAAAAUGAAAUUUUAUUAGCAGAGCGCAAUACAUUAUUGAAUAAACUUACUGAAAAUCGUCAUAGAAUAAAUAUUUUAAGUGAGGAUUUGAGAAAUGUAACAAGAGCGAUGAGAUAUCUCAAGCAAUUAAGAAAAGUGGCCGAUAUGGAUGAUGAAAUGUCUAGUCCUACCUCACAAGCUUAUUUAAGAAGCCUUAAUUCUUUACCUAAUAAAGAAUUAAUCAUUGCUACUGCAGCUUUGCAAAUCAGAUUUAAACUGGCUAUUAAAAAACACGAUGAAACUACGAGACGAAUGCAUUUUAUUGAAAGAGAUAAUAUUCGUUUAAAGAAAGAGCUUGAAAAAGCAAGAAAUCAAAGAACAAAGCCCAAACGUAAUGCAGGUGUUAUCAUAUUAGAUGAUACUGAUGAAGAAGAUAAUGUACAGAUAACAAGCCAAAAUAGUACACAAAAUGACAAUGAAGUCAUUGUUCAAGAAAAUGUUCAGCCACAGACACAAGGAAGUCUCCAAGAAAGUAGCAGUACUGCCCAUUCCAGUAAUAAUGCCCAUCACAAUUCCUCUUCUUCUUCCUUGUCUUCUUCUUCUUCUUCUAGUAAUGGCAUUUAUUCUCGUUUAAAUGCUUACUGUCGAAACUACUUUGGCCGUAAGGCUAAUGAUGAUACCAGAACCAGUACCAAUACCACCACCACCACCAUCAACAGCAGUAGCGACAGCGAUGACAGCGUUGUUAUUGAUGAAAAUAAUGGCAAGAAGAGGUAUACUCAUUAGAAGUGAUACAUAUUAUUUAAAUAUAAUUAUUAAUAUAUUCAUUUAGAUUAUUCUCUUCUUUGUCUGAAUCUGAUGGUGAAGAGUUCUCAGUAGAGGAACACGCCUCUUCAUCGUAAGUAACGCAAUAAUAGCUUCUUUAUAUGUAUACAUGUGUAUUUAUUCGUGCAUCUAUAUUUGUUUUUAUUUUAGACGUGUGAGAACACAAAAGGUUAGAAGACGUAGUGGUUACCCCAAUUCCCAUGCUUGAAUAUAAUCAGCAUGUGGAAAAGGGGUAAAAAAAAAA